GAGUGGACGGGGUGGAGCAGCGAGCUUCCCGCCGCGGCGCCGGGACCGGACCGGACGGGACAGGUGGGGGGGGCGCACGUGGACGAUGCCACGCUCCUUCCUGGUGAAGAGCAAGAAGGCGCACACGUACCACCAGCCCCGCGUCCAGGACGAUGAACCAGUCUGGCCCCCUGACCCGAGCCUGGGGAUCAGGGACCAGGCCCCGAGCAGCUACCCCGUCCUCAGCGCCCUGUCACCGAACCCGUGCCUGGACUGGACCGACCUCAAACGGGAGCCAGAGCUGGGGCUGGACCACAGCUUGACCAGGAUGGUCCCGGCACCAGAAGGCCCUGCCGUGACGCCCCAGCCCCAGGACGGGGACUCGCCCCACUCCGACUCACCCCCGUUCUACAAACCCAGUUUCUCCUGGGACGCCCUGGCCUCGUCCUACAGCCACAGCUACCGGCAGGCCCCCUCUACCAUGCAGUCCGCCUUCCUGGAGCGCUCCGUCAGCCUGUACGGCAGCCCCCUGGUGCCCAGCGCCGAGCCGCCCUUGGACUUCAGCCUCCGCUACUCCCCGGGCCUGGACACGUACCACUGCAUCAAGUGCAGCAAGGUCUUCUCCACCCCGCACGGGCUGGAGGUGCACGCCCGGCGCUCCCACAGCGGGACCCGGCCCUUCGCCUGCGAGGUCUGCGGCAAGACCUUCGGCCACGCGGUGAGCCUGGAGCAGCACACGCACGUCCACUCCCAGGAGCGCAGCUUCGAGUGCCGGAUGUGCGGCAAAGCCUUCAAGCGCUCGUCCACCCUGUCCACCCACCUGCUCAUCCACUCGGACACGCGGCCCUACCCCUGCCAGUUCUGCGGCAAGCGCUUCCACCAGAAGUCGGACAUGAAGAAGCACACCUACAUUCACACCGGCGAGAAGCCGCACAAGUGCCAGGUGUGUGGGAAGGCCUUCAGCCAGAGCUCCAACCUCAUCACCCACAGCCGCAAGCACACGGGCUUCAAGCCCUUCAGCUGCGAGCUGUGCACCAAGGGCUUCCAGCGCAAGGUGGACCUGCGGCGGCACCGCGAGAGCCAACACAACCUCAAGUGAGGCGGUGGCGGCGCCCGUGCCCAGCCCUGGCCCGCCCAGCCCUGGCCCGCCCAGCCCGAGGUCCUGGCGCCGGGAGGGACGCCAGCCUCACGCACCCAGAUCCCCCGUCUCCUGGAAGCAGCACUUGAUGGGGAUCGUCCAGCUUGUUUUCAGACUCACCAAAUUGCUGUGUGACUUUGGACAAAUUGCUUUCCCUCUCUGGAACAAUAGUGCUCCUGCCGUGCAGAGUGGGAGCUGAGCUGAAGAUGUAAAAACUUGGGUGCCUUCUACAGGGCAAAGCCGGGGAGGCCAGAGUAGCCCCACGUGGGCAGGGAUGCCCUGAACAGACCAGAGCGGGGACCCACGGAGAAGCUGGAACCCCCCAGUGCCUUCUGCCCACCAUGCUGGCAUCCGGCCCCCUGGUUUUAGGGGGCCUCUCUCGGGCUGCCGGAUGGUCAGAUCAGAACCGCCUCCUGCCCCAGGGUGGGUGCCGAGCACCCCUCUGCUUCAGCCAAACCUGCCGGCUGCCCCCCACUUCCGACCGGCACUCGGCUGGCCCCGGGGCAGGGGGUCCAGUUCCGCCAUCAGACCCAAGGGCCGCAGGAGCCGGCAGUUACUGUUGUCAAAUGUCUGUUCCCCUCAACUGCUAUAGAUGGAA
This is a messenger RNA of Phyllostomus hastatus (greater spear-nosed bat), 1715 nucleotides long. It is a transcript of the gene GFI1B, whose product is annotated as growth factor independent 1B transcriptional repressor. The transcript has 7 exons. Gene Ontology annotation, molecular function: DNA-binding transcription factor activity, RNA polymerase II-specific; RNA polymerase II cis-regulatory region sequence-specific DNA binding. Gene Ontology annotation, biological process: regulation of transcription by RNA polymerase II. Bases 86 to 1078 code for a protein of 330 amino acids. Lineage: Eukaryota; Metazoa; Chordata; Mammalia; Chiroptera; Phyllostomidae. Gene Ontology annotation, cellular component: nucleus. The record is from RefSeq and is a predicted model, not a curated record.